Molecule: messenger RNA, 1191 nt
Organism: Penicillium subrubescens
Lineage: Eukaryota; Fungi; Ascomycota; Eurotiomycetes; Eurotiales; Aspergillaceae
Gene: sitA
Product: TOR signaling pathway phosphatase SitA
Exons: 4
Coding region: 1-1191 (396 amino acids)
Biological process (GO): peptidyl-serine dephosphorylation; G1/S transition of mitotic cell cycle
Cellular component (GO): cytoplasm
Molecular function (GO): protein serine/threonine phosphatase activity
Source: RefSeq, a predicted model, not a curated record
AUGACCGACAAUAAGGUCCCUCAACCGGGACCCGCCAAACUCAAGCGCAAUGCUGGCCCUGACGAGUGGCUUGAGGCCGCCAAGGACUGCAAAUACCUCUCCGAGGCCCACAUGAAGCAGCUGUGUGAGAUGGUCAAGGAGUAUAUGAUGGAGGAAUCCAAUAUUCAACCCGUAUCCACCCCCGUCACCAUCUGCGGUGAUAUCCACGGCCAGUUCUACGACUUGCUCGAGCUCUUCCGUGUCUCGGGCGGCAUGCCCGAUGGUUCGGCGCUCGAUGCACCCAAAACCUCUCCCUCCGUCAUCACAUCUGCCGACAUUGAACCCCCUUCUACCAUCACCGAUCCCAAACUCCGCAAGAAACUCCGCGGACCCAGUUCCAACACCAAGGCUGACGGCGACGAGGAGGCGGAGGAGGAGACGGAACCAAAUGCCAACCCGCACAGUCGAUCGAAUAGUCAGACAUCAGAGGCGCUUCAGCUGAAGAGCAAUUUCGUGUUUUUGGGAGAUUACGUCGAUCGUGGAUAUUUCAGUUUGGAGACGUUGACGCUAUUGCUGUGUCUUAAGGCGAAAUAUCCGGAUCGAGUUACGUUGGUACGCGGUAACCACGAAUCCCGCCAGAUUACCCAAGUCUACGGUUUCUACGAGGAAUGUUUCCAAAAGUAUGGCAGUGCUUCGGUGUGGAAAGCCUGCUGCCAGGUCUUCGAUUUCAUGACGCUGGGCGCCAUUAUCGACGGCAAGGUGCUGUGUGUACACGGUGGACUGAGUCCUGAGAUUCGAACGUUGGAUCAGGUGCGGGUUGUUGCUCGUGCUCAGGAGAUUCCUCAUGAAGGUGCUUUCUGUGACCUGGUCUGGUCGGAUCCCGAUGAUGUGGAAACGUGGGCUGUUAGUCCUCGUGGAGCAGGUUGGCUAUUCGGUGAUCGUGUUGCAGAUGAAUUCUGCCAUGUCAACGAUCUCUCUCUGAUCGCUCGCGCGCAUCAACUGGUGAACGAAGGAUACAAAUACCACUUCACCAACCAAAAUGUCGUCACCGUGUGGAGCGCACCGAACUACUGCUAUCGAUGCGGUAACCUAGCCUCGGUGUGCGAAAUUGGCGAAGACCUCAAACCCACAUUCAAGCUAUUCAGCGCCGUCAGCGACGAUCAACGGCACAUGCCCAACUCGCGGCCGGGCCGCAGCGAAUAUUUCCUGUAA